AAGUUGUGUAAGUAAACAUGGUACAGUUUUACUCUUCUACUGCAUUUUCCAAAUAUAAUGAUUGCACCAAACACAACUGUUGCUUCGAGUGGGCGUUUCGCUUUGGCUUUACAUGACAACACGGAAACAAAAGUCAGACUGGUCGUGUAAAUGGAUGUAUGUUUAUUGUGAAUGGUUUCAAUACGGAGUAAAUGGAGAAUGAGGACGGAUUAUUCGCGCACAGAUGUUCGGACUGGAUGUCGGAGCUUCCUAGGGGUCUCUGGGACAUCCCGCUGAGGAAUCUCGCUUUACCCGGAAGUCAUGACACCAUGACCUACUGCUUGGACCAGAAGUCUUCUGUGCUUCAGUCUGAACCGAAAGUACUGCAGGUGUUGGAUACAUUAUUACCCUGUGUUGUCCGACCAUGUAUAAUGAAAUGGGCAACAUCCCAGGAGGAAAGUAUUUGUAACCAGCUGGAUUCAGGCAUGCGGUUCCUUGAUCUCAGGAUAGCUCAUAAAACAAAAGACCCUGAUAAGGUUUUCUACUUCGCUCACGGGAUCUACUCUCUUGUGACAGUGAAGGAAGCGCUCACAGAAGUGGCUCACUGGUUAGACCAGCAUAGCAAGGAAGUGGUCAUCAUGGCAUUUUCUGCAUUCGAUGGCAUGAACCUGGAUCAACACAAAGACCUCAUUCAGUUUCUUAUAACAACAUUUGACCAAAAAAUUUGCCCAAAUUCUGUCACACCGUCACUACGGGAGUGUUGGAAUCGAGCUUUUCAGGUUAUUUUAUCAUAUGACGACUCGGCUGCAUCUGUUUAUGAGGAACUCUGGCCAAAGUUUGACUACUGGUGGGCAAACACAUCAGAUUCGAACCGAGUCAUAUCCUACCUGGAUGAAAGAAAGGAGGAAGGAAGACCAGCCGGUUUCUUUGCAGCUGGUCUGAAUCUAACCGAGGAUGCUGGGUAUAUUCUGUCCCAUCCGUGUCAGUCAUUGAAAGGCAUGACCCUGAGCUCGUGCGGUCCGUUGAUGGACUGGGUCAAACAGCAGAGGCCGGGAUCAGGGAGUACCUGCAUCAAUGUCAUCUGUGCAGAUUUUGUGAGCGCGUACAGUAAUGAAUUUACUCGGCUGGUUAUCGGACUCAAUCAAAUACUCUUAAUAGAGACCUGAUCAAUACAUAUGAGACUCAUGUGGUUCAUAAAAACGUAGCAUGUUUUACUCUUACUGUACAUUCUAGAGAACUUUACCACUUUGACAAAAACUACAGAUUUUAUUUUUGCACUUGUUUCGUGUUUACAGAUAAAUACCUUUUUUAGUUUUUUAUUACGCUGCCUAAACUUUGAAUGUGUUUGUCUUCCUAAACUGGAAAAUGUUUUUUGCAAUUCUUCCAUCUAGAGGCAAUACAUAGGUAGGCUCUUGGGUAAUGACGUCUGGUUAGAAGACAAGGGCCUUGAAAAAUAUUUGUAAGAGUUUAAAUAACUUUUUUUAAUGAUUUUGCACUAAAUAGCAAAGGAAAGAUUAAUAUAAUAAUAAAAAAUAGAAUCACAAGUCCAGUGAGUCACUGUUUAUUUUAGUAAUAUCUUAAGUCUUCUGUUGUUGUCAUGUGUGACAUGCAUGUUUGGGGUCUAAAUUUAGACGGCCCCUCCGCUUGCGCACGUUAGGUGCUUAUAGUGUCUGCUUAAGUGAUAAUCCACUUGACUGCUCCCUUUGUGUGAGGUAAAUAAACAUCAGCUUUUCCUUGGAUGUUUCUUCCCACAAGAAAGCAAAACCACAGAUGAGAUCUCUUGAAUAUCUCUGUUAUUUCUCCUAGACAUUAAAGAGAUUAAAUGAAGAAAGCUUAAUUCUCAUCUGUGAUAUUUCUCCUGAGAAAAAACCUCACAAAUGUCUCAGAGUUUCAGAAGAGAUGUCCACGAUGUCUCAAACUGAGCUCAGAUUUGUCAAGUCUGCAAUCAAAAGUCAAUAUUAUUGAAGAUCUCAAUAUGAACUCAGACACUUCUCAUCAAAUUUACCCAAAUCCAGAUUAUUCUACAACCUCUACAGUCUCAUUUGAUUCUGUUUUUAUUUUUUCUAAGAGAAACAUCUGAGACUAAGUGCAUUUAAGUUGAUACUUAGUGCAAGAUAUAGUUCACCUCAGCCCACAGGGCCCGCAGGACUGAUUUUUUAGGUGCCAAUCGAACCUUCUCAAUCGAACUAGAUGCUUCCAAAGAGACUCCCCUCUCUCUACCUUUCUCUCCAUUCUUAACCAGAUUACUCCAGGGUUAAAGUAGCCUGCACCAACCCGUGCACAGCAGGCUUAGAACCACAGAGGGAGCAGAUGGGAUAAGAAAACCAGAGGAUCUCAUUACUGAGGCUUAACCUGACAGCCGAGGCCCAAACAGAAACGGGUCAACCCGGCUACAAAGCUUCUGCUGUGACAACUACUGUCAUUUAAACAUGGAGAAUGAAGAAGAGGACGAUGAAAUCUUUACAAUAAGACAGCCAGGAUAUGAAGGGCAGGAAAAUGUGAAGGAGCUGGAGGAAGAAGAACCAGAGGAAGAGGGGCCAGACACGGAGAAGAAGAACAGUUUGGAUGUUCCGGUUCCAAGCUGCUCGCUGGGCAGCCAUAGAGCUUCGCAUCCAUGCCCUGCGCAGUUGAAUGCGAUGCAUUUGAGUCGUCUGCGCGCCAUCGUCAUGACCCCCGGCCCAGCGCCCCCGUGCCAUCAGCUGGAGCGCAGCGAAGCCCGGCCGUGCUCUCGCUCCGGUAAUGAAGAGGGAGCGCAGGUCAAAAGCAGCACGUCUGACAGAAGACCACCAGCCAUUCCCACAAUCCCCGAGGUCCACGAGCCCAUGGAAAGAAAAGCUCGAUUAGGAGCCGAAACGUCAUGUCUCCGAGUGAUGCUGAUAGCGUGUGUCUAGUUUGCCAUGACGACCUACGCAAAGGAGGCGGAGCUAUCUAGAGAACGUCACUGCUCGCACAGUUUCCACAGUGAGUGCAUAGAGGAGUGGCUGUGGACCAAGCAGACGUGUCCCACAUGCCGAAAGCAUGUUGCCAUGCCAGAGCCCCUCUACUGGACGUCCACCAGAGUCAUAGUGCCCUGAACUCUUCAAACAUCUAUUCAAACUACACGGCCAUCAGCUUUUUACAGGAUAAACAACAGAGGUGUUUUACUAAAAACUGGGCAUGAGUCGAACAACAAUAUGGAUAUAAAAGGAAAAGCUUUUUAUUUAACAGCUCUAUAUUAAUGAUUUUUGUUUGUAUCACACUUUUUGUUGAAUUCUUGCAUUAUUCCUUAUACAGGCAUGAAACCUGAAAGUCUCAUUUUUAGAGAAUUAAGUUUUAGAUAAACUAAAUGGUGCUAUAUUUAAAGGUGGAGCUUUAAAUGACUGUUCAGAUAUUGAUGGAGCAAACUUCAUUCUGAACAUAAGCGGAACGCUUUUUUUUUUAAUAUUAAGCAAAUGUAUGUCUAGUUUUCUACAUUGUAAUCCUUUUGCCGGUAAGCUGUAUGAAAAACAAACGUGCUUGUAUACCGCCAUUUAACAAAAUAGGUUUUAAAUAAUGUAAAAC
This is a messenger RNA of Triplophysa rosa, 3519 nucleotides long. Its product is annotated as PI-PLC X domain-containing protein 1. The transcript is spliced from 9 exons. Gene Ontology annotation, biological process: lipid metabolic process. NCBI's taxonomy places the organism in Eukaryota, Metazoa, Chordata, Actinopteri, Cypriniformes, Nemacheilidae. The record is from RefSeq and is a predicted model, not a curated record. Bases 192 to 1145 code for a protein of 317 amino acids. Gene Ontology annotation, molecular function: phosphoric diester hydrolase activity.